AUGUCCUCUAACAACAAGAUUGCUGCAAGCGAUAAACUUGCAAAUGAACUGGCUAAGAAAAUGGUGGAAGAGAUAGAAAAGCGGGCGAACGAAAUGACGAAGCAAAAGAAUGAAGAGCUGAAGAAAGUAAAGAAAGAGAAGAAUGAAGAGCUGAAUAAAGUAAGAAAGGAGCUUAAGAAAGUAGUCACAGAUAAGGAUAAAAUGUUGAAGAAAGUGAUUAAGGAUAAUAAACAAGAGCUCGACAAAGUAAUAGAGGACAAAGAUAAAAAGCUUGAGGAGGAGCGUCGUGAGUUUGAAGGGUUAGAGGAUACUAACUCGGCACUCCUCAUAAAAGAACGUCAAAGCAGUGAUGAGAUACAAGAAGCACGCACAGAAUUGAUUAGGGGAUUCGGAUAUUUAUCGGGUGAAGGAUCCAUGAUCGGAGUAAAGAGAAUGGGAGAAGUUGAUGAAAAACCUUUUCUGAAAGUAUGCCAGCAGAGAUUCAAUGGCGACAAUGUUGCGCUGCAACAUGCCAUGCUUUGUUCAAUAUGGCAGAGAAACAUCAAUGACUCAGCAUGGUACCCAUUUAAAAUAGUUGUAACAGGAGAAAAAAUGAAGGAAGUUGUGGAUGAUGAAGACGAGAAACUAAAGGAAUUGAAUGAAGAGUGGGGAGAAGAUGUGAAGAACGCAGUGAGGACAGCUCUCGAGGAGCUUAACGAGUUUAACCCAAGUGGUCGGUACGCAGUUCCAGUACUGUGGAAUUUUGAACAUGGGAGAAAAGCCACGCUCAGUGAAGGUAUUGCUCAUAUGACGCAGCAGAUCAAUGAUCUCAAACGCAAACGAACCUAA
Messenger RNA from Eruca vesicaria subsp. sativa (arugula), 828 nucleotides. The record is from the annotation of a GenBank genome assembly. NCBI's taxonomy places the organism in Eukaryota, Viridiplantae, Streptophyta, Magnoliopsida, Brassicales, Brassicaceae.